This is a messenger RNA of Cydia strobilella, 6533 nucleotides long. RefSeq names its product CUGBP Elav-like family member 1. The transcript is spliced from 12 exons. Gene Ontology annotation, biological process: mRNA splice site recognition; regulation of alternative mRNA splicing, via spliceosome. Gene Ontology annotation, cellular component: ribonucleoprotein complex; nucleus; cytoplasm. The record is from RefSeq and is a predicted model, not a curated record. Bases 309 to 1892 code for a protein of 527 amino acids. Gene Ontology annotation, molecular function: mRNA 3'-UTR binding. NCBI's taxonomy places the organism in Eukaryota, Metazoa, Arthropoda, Insecta, Lepidoptera, Tortricidae.
UUCGCAGUUAAAUAGUGAUAACAAGUGUUAAAAAGUAUUUUAAGGAAAUGAAAACAUGUCCCAAACAUGCUUAAAUCGGACAGGACGAUAACCCCAUCGUUUCCACGUUGUGAACAUUAAAAAAAAAGUGAAUCAGUGUGAGUGUUGUGAGAGUGUCAGGUUGCGAUGAGGCGGGGGGCGGGAGUGCCCCCGCGCCUCUUAUCAGUUGAUAAGGCGUCGUGGCGGCCCGAGGCAAGCGAGGUAUCGGCAAACGUGGUGAAGUCUUCAGGGUGACCAGGCUGCUUGGACCGAAGCGGCCGCCGCCCGCAAUGCUGCACUCACUAAACGCGCUGGCGGGCAAGAUCUCGCCGGGCGGCGGCCUCGACACAAACGCGAACCGGCAUUCGCACCCCAACCGAAACCACAAGGCGUCCUCGCCCUCUGCACCCUACUCUAAGCCCAAUGGGAUAAGUAUGAUCAACAACAACAACAGCACAAGCAUCAACAAUAACAACAAUGAGGACGAGAAGGCGGAUAUGCCCGACCCCGACUACAUUAAGAUGUUCGUGGGGCAGGUGCCGCGCAGCAUGGACGAGAACGACCUGCGCAUGAUGUUUGAGGAGUUCGGGCGCGUGCACCAGAUCAACGUGCUGCGCGACAAGAUCACCGGUGCGAGCAAAGGGUGCUGUUUUGUGACGUUUUUCACCCGCAAAGCGGCGCUGAAAGCGCAAGACGCUUUGCACAAUAUCAAAACGCUGAGCGGGAUGCACCAUCCAAUCCAAAUGAAACCGGCUGACAGUGAAAAUAGAAAUGAACGCAAGCUGUUCGUGGGGAUGCUCAAUAAGAAGCUGUCUGAGAACGACGUGCGAGCGCUGUUCGCAGGGCAUGGCGCCAUCGAGGAGUGCACCGUGCUGCGGGACGCGCAGGGCCAGAGCAAGGGUUGCGCGUUCGUCACGUUCGUCUCUAAGCAGGCGGCCAUCGCUGCCAUAAAGACACUGCACCACAGUCAGACUAUGGAGGGUUGUUCGGCCCCGCUGGUUGUGAAAUUCGCCGACACGCAAAAGGAGAAGGAGCAAAAGAAGCUGCAGGCCAUGCAGGCGAGCCUGUGGGGGCUGACGACGCCGGUGACGCCGACGGCGUACCUCGCCUCGGAGGCGGCGCUCUCGCCCGCCACGCAGCUGCAGCUGCUGCAGCAGUUGCAGGCGGUGGGACUGCAGCAGCAGCUGUUGCAGGGGCAAGGGUCCACGCUGCUGCAAGGUGUUAACUAUCAGGAUAUCGCUUUCAAUGGCGCAGGCUUGAGCGGAGGGACAGUGAGCGGGGUGGGCGGAGUGACGUCCAUGGGCGGCGGGGCAGCCGACCAGCUGGGUGGGCUCCUCGCGCCGGUGUCGGUGCAGAACCUGGCGGCGCUGGCGGCCAUGACGCAGCCCGUGGUGACACAGGCGACGCCCAUGGCACCUGCUGCCGCGCCACAGCCGGCGGCGCCACAAUUAUGUCUUCUCGGGAAGACUAACAUAACAGGGUCUACAGCGGAGCCACUGAGCUCUGCGUACGCGGCGCAAUUUGGUAGCGCGUUCGCGGCCGCGCCGCUCGGUUCCGUGCUCGGCUCGGCCGCCGCCGCAGCUGCGGGCAAGCAGGUCGAAGGUCCAGAAGGCGGUAACCUGUUCAUAUACCACCUGCCGCAGGAGUUCACCGAUACAGAUCUCGCAUCGACCUUUUUACCUUUCGGGCACGUAAUUUCGGCCAAAGUGUUCAUAGACAAACAGACCAACCUCUCCAAGUGCUUCGGCUUCGUGUCCUAUGACAACGCCGCCUCCGCACAGGCCGCGAUACAAGCCAUGAAUGGCUUCCAAAUAGGUACAAAAAGACUCAAAGUUCAAUUGAAACGUUCCAAGGAACUCUCGAGACCGUACUAAACAUAGACAACUUGUUCCUAGUGAUUGUUUAAAAAAAACUAAAAACUAUGCAAAGGUUGUAAGUAUUUGAACGUUUGUUGUGAUGUAAAUCGGUGCACUUUGAACUGACAGAUAGAUAAGGUUCGUACGAAAACGCGAGUCCACGUGCACAGUUGUUAACUAAUAAGUAUAAGGUUAAGGUUUGUGUCAAAGGAUUUAUCGUUUCCAAAGUAUUCCCCAAAUUGUUUAUUACUUAUUCAUAUUUUUUAACUUAUAAGUUUUAGUCACUUUAAGCGUAAGUUCAGCGCGUUUUGCAAGCGAUACUUUAUGCACCAAAGAAAUGGUACCUACCGAGCUAACAGUGUCGAUUCAUACGCUCAUGGAAUAACUCAAAUUACGUACGUGUUAAAAAUACCUAUAUAUUUUGCCAUCCAAAGCUUAUUACCGGUGAACAAACGCCGGAACUACCAAAUGAGUAUUGCUAAUUUCAUUGUUUUGUUCGUCAUAUUAUAGAACAACUUUAUAUUUAGAUACUUAAGUAGAUAUUUCUUCGUUAUAUAAAUUUUCUGUGUUACCGAUAUAAUUUGUUGUGUUAAAGUAAUCCACGUGGCCAUUGCAGUUACGCAGUUUUUCUUCAAAUAAUAUUAGAGUAACGAAUCGAUCUCAAAGUGAUCAAUGUAUUUAUUUUACCUGACUUGUUGUCAAUAGUGUACUUAAACUUGUAAUUUUGUUUAUAAGACUGCCUACCGUGAACGUUUCUAUCGCUCUAUUGACCCGAAAUAUGUGAAUUAUUCAUAUUACGUAGUAGAUAUCUAAGAUAUCUCAAAUGUUUUAUUCAAAUCAUGAAAUGUCUAUACAUUGUACUUUUCUCGAUGAUGUUCUUAAUUUCCGUCAUAUUUGAGCACCUAAACACAAAUUAUAAUACUGACUUAGACCACGAGUUAAAUGGCUCUCACAAGAAAAAGGUUCAUUUCACUCGAAAAUAUUCGGGAGCGUGUGGAUAUUUGAGAUAUCUAGUAGGUUCAAAUCGUAAAUUGUUCCUUCUUGUCGUACUUGUUUGUAACUUUUUUUUUUUAAUCUUUAUUAAAGGGCUUUUUCGAGUGAACGAAUAUGUCGCCCCUGUGUGUAACUUAUACAUAAUUUAUCUGUAAAUAGAUAUUCAAUUGAACCGUUUACUGGUCGACCGUCUAGGCUGUAUUCGGCGUACUACUGACGACCCAUUACGGGGAUUCGUUUUACCAUGAUCCCAUUAGUCUUUUAUUUAACACAUCGAACACUGGACCUUUAGUCAAAAUUUUAUUAGGUUUAAGUAUUUAUAUUUAGAAUAUUUUCGUACGUAAGUUUGGUAUUCGAACAUCGCCCAUUAGAGCACCAAAACAUUCUGAAGAAGAUAGCUCGGCGACAUUAUUAUGUUCAUUGCCCGUAACAUGGGUUCAGGUACUUAAAACUGUUUGCCAAUACAUUUCACUUCUUAUAUCACUGGCACAGUUUUCUCUUUAUAUUCUACGUUAUUAUAAUAAUAUAAUUAAACUUCUUACACUUUUUGUAAUUUUAGAUGCUUUUCCUUUAAUUAUAAUAACUCCAAGAUGUAAGUUAAAGCCUGCAAAAGGAAGUAAUUCAUGAGAGUAUUUUAACUUGUUAGAAUCAUAAUCGUAUUUUAUUUACUUGUGUAAAUGAUAUUUCACUAAUUCGAGUUAUGCCGGUGCGUUAUGUUCCAACUACCCACAAACGACCAAUUUAAAAUGUAAAGUACCUAACCUGUCACUUUAAGUUAUAGACAUGCAGACUAUAUUCUACGUGUUUACUUUUGUCAUUUAAAGAACUGAUGUAGAUCAUCUUUGAAAUAGCUUAAUUAAAUUUAGUUGAGUGUUAUAUAUUAAAGCGAGGAUUAUAAGAUGGUUUAUAAGUUAUUUACUCUAAUUUAGUCGUGUUUUGAUGUCUGAAAAAAGACAAUAUCUAGACUGAAUAAGUUCCGUUGUAGGUGUUGCAGUUAGUGAUUCAGUCAUUGUCUAGUGAUUCCUUUAUUUAGGGUUCCGUGGAACUUACAUGAUUAUAGCUUUUUGUCGUUCUUUUUUCUUGUUGUAAGAUAAAUUAUUAUUAGGGGAAUGUAUUUCUUUAAAUUUUAUUUUAACGUUUUGGUAGGUUAAUAAAAAAAUGGGACACGACCACAAGAUCAGUGUUAACUUAUAGGUAUGAUUUGUCAUACUUGUCAAAAAUGCUAGUGUGGAGGGUUUUUUACCUACUUAAUAUUUCUUAGGUAUAUAUAAGGGAGACCUCAUUGUUGUUGUGCAUAAUAAAUGCCUUUUGGACUUUGAAUGUGAAAUAAAGAUUUCAGUUCUCGUAUAGUAGUGGUGCUACAUCUGAGUCUCCCGCCAAAACACUCACAGCCAACAUUUGUAAUCAUGAUUAUAACGUUAUACAAAUCCGUAUUUGACAUUUAAAAAUAUAUUGUGUUCGUCCGACAUUGAAGUUUACUAAUGCAUGUGGGAAAAUUUGAGAGGUAGCACGAAGCGAAAUAAUAGACAUCAUUACAAUUUCCAUCCAUGAUAACAUUGUUCUUCGUUUUAGAUAAAAAGAUCAGCCAUGGGAUCUAUUUAUUUUAUUUUAUUUAGAUGUAUGGAAAUUGCGCUUAAAAAUGAUGAUAUUUAAAAAAUUGACAAAAUAGCAUUUUGUAUGUGUUGCCGUGAUAAAUUAUAUUUCGCUUCCUUGAUUAAAAAACAUGCCAAAGAAAUGAGAAAAUGGCCAAAUAUGUUCCAUAUGCAUGAAAUAUGAAAGCAACAGAACGAGAAAAUGUGAUGCCGGGUUACUUUGCAAGUUUGCAGCUGACUCCAUCAGCAGCCAAUGUGUCUCCAUUAUUUGUUUAGAAUUUUAUUCUGCAAGCACUUUAAGAAUGAGAUGAUUUUAGUGAGAUUUACUAAACAUGCCACCCGUCGUCUAACAAUUCAUAAACCUUGUUGCAGAGACAAGAGGUUUACUAUUGUCAGUUAAGAAUUAGUCUAAUAGUUUGUAACUAAUUUAACUUUAUGCAAAACUGAUGAAGUGUAAGUAGUUGCCAACCACACAGGUAGCUCAACCUGACGAUGCUGGGAGCAAAAUUUUAUUUUCUUUAUCCUGAAUUACUGAUAGAGCUCAAUAAUUAUAAGAAUUGUCCAAAUCCAGAACGACUACGCAAAACAAAAUAGGUAACUGCUAACUUCAGGUAUUUUGUUACUUGUCAGCUUUAUUGUAUACCUACCGUCAUUUAUGAAGUACUCAUUCAAUUUAGUUAAUUUUUGUAAUUAGUAGGGUAAGUAAGCGCCUUGAGUAUGCACUUUUUUCUCAGACGAUGCCGCUUGGCACGAUUUUUCCUUAGGUCAAACAAAGCUGAUUUGGCCCGGUACGAGUACGAGAUCGUACCGUGCAUACCCCCCAAAAAGGGAGGGGGAAAGGGUCGGCUCCCCAGGUCCAAUUUAUGCUAUAUUAGCAACUAGGGCAAGUAAUUUAUCAUUUUCGUAUAAUUUAGGGACGAGGAAUUCAUUUUUGGAAUAACCAUUAUACCUUUUCAUACAAAAAAAUUGUGCAAAUAAUGAAAAUGUCAUGUAAUUUUUUGUGACAAUUUUGGCUGUUACAAUCAGUCCACACUGAUUGUAACAGCCAAAAUUGUCACAAAAAAUUACAUGACAUUUUGCACUAAAUAAAAAAUUGCACAAUGUAGCCCAUUUAUUCUUCAUUUUAGAAAAUAUCACUUUAAAGUAGGCAUUCAUACAUUUUUUCGUACAAAAAAUGUAUGAAUAUAGCCAUAGUUCCAUACAAAUGGAACUAUGGCCAAGAUUAAAUUUUUUUUCAAAAUUACUGAAUUUGGCAUUUUAAAAGUAAAAAUAUAAUGUUUUAAUGAUUUUCCCAUGCGGUUUUGCCCUUUUAAGGUACAAAUUUGUCAUUUUUCUUUUUAAUCAUACAAUACAAACACCCCCAAUGGGCAACAUUAUCCAAUGGUUGGCAACUGUCAAAGUUUUGCAGAGAUGGCGCCUUCAUAGCUUGCCCCUUUUUCUAUGAGAUUUGGCUUAAAGGGCUGGCAUCCAGGACAUUAAAAAAACAAAAAUUUGACACAAUUCUAGGGAUUGACAGGGCAAGCUAUGCUGGCGCCAUCUGCUAAUUAUUUCGAUCGGCCAACCCCAUUUUUUAUUUAGUGUUAUUCGCCAUAAGUACUAUGAUUGUAACAGCCAAAAUUGUCACAAAAAAUUACAUGACAUUUUCAUUUUCUGCACUAUUUUUUUUGCAUGACUGGUAUAAUAAUUAUUUCAAUUAUGAAUUCCUCGUCCCUAAAUUACACGAAAAUGAUAUAUUACUUAACCUAGUUGCUAAGACCUGGACGAAUUGGACCUGGGAAGGUUAUUUGGGGUCGGCUCUCCUAGUCAUAUUUCGCCACAGGCUUUUACUGUCCUUACUUACCCUACUAAAAUGAGUUUACACUAAAUCGACCCAUAAAUAGGACAGAAUAAUUAAGUCCAUAUUACAUGUACCAUGUCAGCAUAUCCUAAAAUACGGACGUAAAGUUAUUUUUACACUAUUUCGAGGCACCUUCUUUAGUAUACAAUGGUAAAAAAUUAAUAUAAAAGAACUGUUUUAUACAACACCUGUUUUGUUGAUAUGAAUGUAAAUAAAUGUCAAGUUUAAAAAACAAAA